Messenger RNA from Hemiscyllium ocellatum (epaulette shark), 2580 nucleotides. RefSeq names its product nucleolus and neural progenitor protein (gene rmp64). The record is from RefSeq and is a predicted model, not a curated record. NCBI's taxonomy places the organism in Eukaryota, Metazoa, Chordata, Chondrichthyes, Orectolobiformes, Hemiscylliidae. The transcript has 9 exons. Bases 40 to 1695 code for a protein of 551 amino acids. Gene Ontology annotation, cellular component: nucleus. Gene Ontology annotation, biological process: positive regulation of Notch signaling pathway.
UGGAGGAGGGCAGGAGGCGGGGCCUUUCUCAGCUGGAAGAUGGCGGCCGGUGAUUGGAACGCGGUGCACAUUCCACGGCCGGGCUCGUGCUGCAGCGUGGCCGCGCCGCCCGCGUGCCGCUGGCCGCACACAGAUGGAUACAUACAAGACCUUGUGGCAGCCUGUGAAAAUACCUUAAAAGCAUUAAAUAAUAAACUUCUUACAACAGAACUUGAUAUCUUGGGUUCUCUGUUAUAUAUUUUCCAUAACCGGUUACGUCAGCACAAACCUUACUGUGCAUUGAAACAGGUUGAACAAUGUGUGAAGCGUUUGCACAAUAUGCAACUUGAAGGUUCGAUUCAAGAUCUGAUUGAAUUGUGUCCAAGCAUGUCUGAGGUACAGACUGGUAAGACAAAAUAUAUUCCCAGCCAACCAGUCCUGGAGUGGAUGUCGCUGAAAGUGUUGGGGGGCUGUAAGUUGAUGCUGCGUCUGAUGGAAAUGUGCUGCAAAGCAUUUCUUUUGACUAUUCAAUAUCUUCAUUGUAAAGAAUUUAUAGUCCUAAAUGUCGUAGUUACAGGAUUGCUUAGCAGACUAUGGAUAAUGUUUAGAAGUAUUGUUUUAAGCCUAGAACUUUUAUAUGAUAAGCUGUUCCUGUUACUGAAUGAGGUAACUAAAAUUCAAGAUAUGUCCUACGUGAAGGAGUUUUCCUUCCCUGUUAGCGUCAGGCAAUGGCUUGGUCUUUCCUAUUGCAAUUUCACACAAAUGAACCUGUCAAGUGUUUCAAGUCAGAUGAGUGGAUUGCUUUCAGAUAACUCUGGCUUACUUGAUAAAUUGUUCGCGGAGACCGAACCUUUAUUAUUGGAGGAUGAUCAAAAUACAAUAUUUAAAGAAAAUAAAAUGACUGAUAGCAUCACCUCUAAAACAGAUCAGAUUUCAGAUAUCGGACCCCCUGAGCAAGGCCAUCGUGAGAUUGAAACUGGACUUCAGUUGGGAUUUGAAAUUAAGUCUGUGCAAGUUCAGAGUCACAACAAUCCUGAGAAGUCUCUAAAGAACUUUAACUGCAGAAGAUUGCAGAAAAGUAAGCAACUGUUUCCUUUGGAUGAGUUUGUGAGGAGAAUUGGUGCAACACAGACUUUCAGUGCAUUGUGUUGGGAGCUCCAGACAAUGUUCCGUUGGUUUCGACACCAAAAACUAAAACAUGAAACGUGCUAUUUUGGAAAUCAGUUUCUCCGGUGUCGCAGACUUAGAAUGGUGGAAACUCAUGGUUACAGUUUCCCAAAGAAGAUCAAUUUGAUAAAAAUGUCUGUCUCCAGAUAUCUCAUUAAAAGAUCUCAGGGAAAAUUGCAUCAAGGUGAUAUAUUUAAAUAUUGGAAAACUUCAGUGUUCCCUCUUCAAAACUGUAAGAUCAGACGUUCAAAAUUGUACAGAAGAAAAGGCUCCUUGCUCAAGAAGAAACUGAGAAGCAGUAGACUUCACACAAAAGAAGGAAGCAAAAGGACAUUUAAAACUAUUUCACGGUUUGCAUUUGACACACAAACUGCUAUAAAGAGACAGUGUGUUACUGGAGAUUUGCACACUAAACUUGGAAACAGUGGUUUGCAUCAGAAUGGGAAAACUCUGGCACUUCCCCUUGAUUCUUUGAGAGGAGGAGGUUCUGCAAUUGUGCCAAAUACGGAUGAUGAUAUUGAUGCCAUUUUUGCAUCAAUUGGUAUAUAGUUCUUUCAAAUUUAAAAAUCGCUGUAAGUGGAAGAUUUGACAAUAUAAAGUAACUGGAAGCAAACUAAAUGUGCAUUUCUGUUCAUGUUUUUGGAAAUAGAAUGUUUAAUUUAUAUGUUGCAUUUUUGACUCUUCAAUUUGAAUAACUUUACCAGAAAACUGGGUUUAAUGAAAGGAAGGAGAAAAGACGUGGUUCUGUUUUUCCCAUCCAUAAUGAGUGAGUAUUGGGUGUGGUUGCACAAACAAUCUUUCUCCAGGUUUUCAGGUUUGCAUUUAUCAGCUGAAUUUUGCAAUUACUGUUAUAAGUUUUACUCAUUUGCUACAUUUUUACAAGUUGGGUGUUAUGUCUGAAAAUACUUUCACUCCUGAUUAGAACUUGUCCUUUUGUGAGUCACCUCUUGCAACUUAGCUUCAGUUUCCAAAAUCAACGUUUUUGAUAUUUUGUAUUCUUAUUGAUAUACUUAAAAUACCAGCAGCUUUUUAUUGCUAUUUCAAAAUAGUUUUGUCACACACAAUGUAUCACAACUUGGUUUUUCCACAUACUUUCAACUUUAUUUGAAUUUAUUACAUUGCAGUAUUACAUUUUUGCAACUUGACGAGGCUGAGUAACAAAAGCAGCAUUGUAAUAAUACCUCCUAGAUAAAUGCUAAGCUCCAAAGUGUACAAACUCUUGACAGUUAUAAUUAACCUUGACAACGUAGUUUUGUUUCAGUACUGGUCUAACGUUAGAUUAGCACAUUGUACUUUCUUUACUUUAGGAGUGGGGAGCUUACAUUUUCUUGCUACAUGCCAUGAAAUCAGUAGCUGUUUUAUCAAAGCGCUUUUAUUUCCCUUUCCUAUCAUUUGGUCCAACAUUCAAAAAUUACAGUACAGGUAAUAAUCAUG